CUCUGUGUCCUUCCCCUACCAAGUUCCUCUUCCAGCCCCAGCCGGCAGCCCAGCCCGCAAGCCCGGAGAAGCGGGGUGAUCCCAGCGGGGCCCCCAACACCGAGGGGACCAUAGCCCCGCCGGCAGAGGCCGAGGCGGGCCCCCAGGUGUCCGGAUGCGGGCGCCCCCCGCGGUCCCCCUGGGGGUCGCGCUGCUGCUGCCGCUGCUGCUCCCGGCGCCCCGCGCCCGCGGCUCCCUGUGCGCCAACUGGACGGGGGAGGCGGUGACGGCCACCUGCCUUGUGCGGGGCGCCCCCGGCCCGGGACCCCCCAGCAACGACAGCGCGGAGGACGCGGACGCCGAGGGCCGCUGCCUGCCGGGCCCCGCGGAGAGCCUGGAGGGCGGCCCGGCGCGCCCCCCGGUGCUGCUGCUCAGCUGCGACGCGCCGUGCGGGCGGCCCCCCGCCUGCUCCUGCCGCCUGCGCGCCUGGACCCCGCGCCCGGACAACUGCUCGGAGGCGCCCCCGGUCACGUGCUGGCCCGGCCCGGCCUGGACCCCCGCCCUCGACGCCCUGCGGGCCGCCUGCCUUCCGGGGGAGCUGGGGGCCGCGGCCCUGGGGGGACUGGCGGCCGGGGCGCUGCUGGCGGUCGGGGCGCUGCUGGCGGCGGCCGCGCUGCUGGGCCGGCGGCUCCGGGGGCGUCUGCGGGCGCGGGGACCCCGGGCCAAGGGCUGGAAGCUCCCCCGGGAGGGGCCGGGGCCGGGGCCGGGGCCGGGGUCCGGCCGGCAGCCGCGCUACAGCAGCAGGGCGCCCCGCGGCCCCCCCAGCCCGCCGACCCCCGACUACGAGAACGUGUUCCAGGACUUCCCGCCGCCGCCGCGCGCCCGGCCCAGGCUGCCGUCGUCGGCCGAGGAUGACUUUUACAUGAACUUCGAGGGGCCCGAGGGGCAGCCGGUCUACUGCAACCUGCAGACCUCGGGCUGGGACACCAAGCCGGCCGCCGCCGCCGCCGCCGCCGACGAGUACGUGGUGCCCGGCCGCUGACCGGGAAGCCUUCGCCGCGCUGGCCGACCCCUCCUCCCGGAAGCCCUCCUGGGUUGCGCCCGGGCCAACCGGGUCCCGGUGCUUCCUGGAGUCUCCCGCGGACUCCAGCCAGUUCCCGGGUUCGGGACCAGCCCGCGCGGCGCAGACCCCACCGUGCCGGGCGGCCCUGGGUUCGAGCUCCUCCGGCAUUAAACUCCUGAACCGCG
Messenger RNA from Erinaceus europaeus (western European hedgehog), 1227 nucleotides. It is a transcript of the gene LRRC25, whose product is annotated as leucine rich repeat containing 25. Lineage: Eukaryota; Metazoa; Chordata; Mammalia; Eulipotyphla; Erinaceidae. The transcript has 3 exons. The record is from RefSeq and is a predicted model, not a curated record. The coding region runs from base 155 to 1021 and encodes 288 amino acids.